UUCCUCCUUUGCCGAGGCUGACGUACUUCCGGUGCGGGGCGGAAGUGGAAGACGGAGCUGGCGCUGGGCGAGCGGAGGAGGAUCCGCAUCGGGGGACCAACAGGGCCGUGGUUGAUUUUCGGAUGUCGUAUAACGCAGAGAAGAUGUGGGACAGUCCUCGCCCGUCGUUCGGGGCAUUCCGGGGUCGUACAGGAGAGUCUUACUCUCCAAGGUGGCCGCAUGGUCUUGAUCCAAGAAUGAGGGGACGUAGUCCUUUACCGUUUCGGGGUGGAGCUGUACCUCCUGGUCCUCCUUACACCAGCCAAGGAGGGGUUCCUUUCAGCUAUAGAGAUGCAGGGAGGGGCCAAGAAGGAGCUUGGGAAGAGAGCAGACCGGCGCCAAAGGAGCAGAUGAACAUCCUGAGAAGAGGGGCGCAAUCGGCGAAUUUUAGAGACGUGGCGGAUAUGCAUUAUUCAGAGCAGGGUCUAGCCCCUGAUAUGGACUAUAGAGAAAGGGAAGUUCUAGAGCAGAGAAAGUGGAAGACGCCAGAUGUGGACUAUAGAGCUGAGGAAGGGCAGAGCAUCGGCUACAGGGUGAGGCUUCCACCGCCCGACUAUAGGGAUCAGGAUACCUCGGAAUACAGAAGAAAGUUGAUUGCAGAAAAGGAGCACCGAGAAAGAGAGAUCUUAGAACUGGAGCACCGAAAGAGAUUGGCAACCGCUCUUGAUUAUAGGCAGAGGCACGCUGCCGAAAUGGAGUACAAGUUACGACUGGACGGUAUACUGAAUCGUAGAGAAAGAGAAGAAGAAAUUCUACUGAGGGAGAGAGAUUACGCCGAGCGCCUACUGAGGGAGAGGGAGGUUCUGGAACGGAUGCGAGAUAGGGAUGCCGUGGCCAUGGUCCUCAGAGAUAGGGAGGCUAAGGGCUUGGCCCUUAGAGACAGGGAGGCUGCCGCCCUGCUUUUCCGGGAGAGGGAAGUUAUGGAUUACUCAGAGGGGGGGCUACCUGUACGGGUUAGAGAGUCUACAGACCUUGAUUUACGGGUUAAAGAAGCUGACAAGGAUUUCAUGGGAAGAGAGAGAGAUUUGGAGUAUCAGGAGAGCCUGCCUAGGAAGUACUCGGAAAGUGGAACCUUGUCCUAUCAGCAGAGCUUGUCUAGACAAUACUCAGAAAGUGGAACCACGUCCAUCCCGUAUAGGGAGCAAAAGAAGACCGAUCUGGAGUACAUGGAGGUAGAACAUCAAGAGAAAGACGCUUUAAAUGCCGGGACUGCAAAAGGCACUGCGGUGAAUAAGAAGUCUGCAGAAAUGCCUUACAGACAAGGCAAGGCAGCUCAUGUGAGCUAUGAAAAGGGGGAGUCCCAGGCCCAAAUGGCAGAAUUCCCUAAACACACCGACACGGACUACCGUGAGAAGGAGUGCGCGGACUCCGAUUACCGUGGCAAAGAGAGUUCGGACUCUGACUAUCGGAGCCGAGAAAAUGCCGACGUAAACUACCGAGACCUGAAGACCACCAACGUAAACUACCAACAAGAAGCAAAGACUGCCGACGUAAACUACCGUGACACAAAGACCUCCGAUUCAGAUUACCGGGGGAAGGAAAGCGUAGAUUCAGAUUACCGGGAGCGAGAGAGCACAGACACGGAUUAUCGGCACAGCGCAGUUAAAGAAAGCACCGAGAAAAUGGAGACCGGAAGUAAUUUUUUGGCAUCCAAUAUGGAAAGGGAUGAAAAAGCGAAAUCAACAGCCGGUUUUCCUUUGCUACCAAAGGAAAUGGAUGGGAAGACGGGCCCCAAAAAAGUUGAAACAAUUCCAUUUUUGUCUUUCAGCGAAGAAGAGUUGUCAUCGUUGGCCAGUAUAAUUGCUGAGGCUCAGUCCAAACCUCCCACAGAGGUUCAAGCACCAAGCAGCUCGAAACAAAGUUGUCCUGGGAAACUGGACACCGAUUUUCGAGAGAGACCAAAGCCGGAAGUUAAUAGCGGAGCCAAGGAACCGGCAGAGAAAGCUUCGGGAUAUGCAGCACACGGCACCCCUAAGGAGCUCUGUUCAGGCGAUCAGGACUUGCGCAGUAAAGACAGCUUCCCUAAGGUCCCUAUCAAGGUGGAAGCCGAUCAAGACUUGCGGACCAGUGCACCUGUUCAGAAGGAUGAGGAUCUCCGAGGUGGAGAUACAAAGACCCCUGAGGAAUUCUUUGCCCAGAAUUCUCUACUUAUGGACUUUCUGCGACUGGCAGCCAAAGAGCUAAGAGGGAAAACUAAUGUGCCAGAGGCUAAAGAUGAGCCCACCACUCUCGCCCCUGCCGUACCUGCUCCCAGUGCUGCUGCCGCCGAAACGUUUCACCCAGAUCUCGUCACCAGGCCUGCCAGACCGUUAGGCCCAGGAAGCAGCCUGGCCCCAGGGAUUGAAUACCUGUGCGGAGAGGACAUAGAUUAUAGGAACAUGGACUUCAAUGAUGUUGACCUGAGAGUUAGUCACAGACCAGAUAAACGUUUGGCAGAGAAAAGAGCUCGUGAAGACCCUCAGCCUGGGAGUAAGGAUAAGGACUAUCGCAGGACACCCAUACCUGAAGGGGCUACGAAGGUCAUCUGGCUGGAGGGUCUUCCCACUGGAGCCUCUCGGGAAGAGAUCCUGUGCGCGCUCAGAAGUGCGCACAACCUGCCGGAGACCAGCGUGAACCUCAUCGGAUACCUUCCAGGUUACAGCCUCGGCUCUGUCUGCGUGGAGUUUUCCCUCGUGGAAGAGGCCGUCGGAUGCAUGGAAGCCAACAAGGGAGUUCUACAUUUUAGAGGGAAAAAAGUAAAUCUGAAAUAUAUUCCAAAUUCCGACCGAUGGACGUGCCUUCAGUGCAAUGCUGUCAACGUGUUAUCCAAAGAACGAUGCUGGCAAUGCAGUGCACUGAGGGCCGGUACUGACCAUCUGCCUAUCGUCCAUAAAGAUCCCAAAACCCCACCCGUCCUGACCACCACGCCCCAGCGCAGCAAGAAGCGCAAGUCCAAACGCAGUCCCUCUGGCUGCAGCCCAGACCGCUGGAAGGAUAAGACCCCGCCUAGGGAAAGGAGCCCCCCGCCGAAGAUCACCAGGGCAGUGAAACGGGUCGACUCUCAGAGUGCAACCGUCAUCAUCAGGGGGAUCUGUGUGACCACUUCUCCAGGCACUGUGGUAAAAGCACUAAAGCCGUACGUACAGUUAUCACCGAGUUGUGUCCGCAUCAUGAAGAAUCGGAAGAGCAACCAUCGGGGAUUUGGCUUUAUAGAUCUUAAAAAUCACAAGGAGGCGAUACGUCUGACUGUCCUGGUGCGUGAUAUGAAACCACCUCUCACCAUUGAUGGGAAAACGAUUUCUGUGGACCUGGCAGUUGGGCAGAGGAGGACUGAACGCAAGUCUUGGAAAGGCAACAAGUCAUCUCCCGGCAAGAACCGGAAACAGAGAGGCCAGAGGAAACCCCCCUUCGCCUACCCGGGAUUCAGAGCUGAAGAAGGUCCAAGUUAUAUUUUUGACCCCAAAACCGGAUGUUACGUGGAUCCGCUAACAGACUCCGUCUACAACGAGCCCAAAUCUGAGCAGAAGCGGGAUGAUUAUCCCAACCGCGAUUCUGAGAAAGACGCAAAGGAGAAACCGAGUCGCACCAGAAGAGGCUUCACUGAGGAGACGGAGGAGGAAGAGGCAUUUAAGAGGCCGUUACCGCCCCCGGUGCCGGCGAAGAAAGAAGAGCCUGCUCAGCCAAUAGUGAACCCUCUGCUGGGGCUGCUUGGGGCGUAUGUGGAGGACAGCGAUGAGGAGGAGGAGGAAGAAGAAGAGGAGGAGAGCGCUAAAGUGAUACUGCCCCAAUUACAGAAGAAGAAGCCCGCCUCCCCACCUCCACCGCCUGUUGCCAAACUAGUGCCUAAACCAAUCGUUUUCCCCGUACCGAAACCGAUACCUAAACCUGCACCGAAACCGAUACUGAAACCGAUACUGAAACCUGCACCGAUACCUAAACCUCAGCCUAAGCUCCCCGCCCCCGCUACCUCCAGCAUCACCGAUUACGACAAGCUGAUCGACUGGAAGAAGUUGGUGUGCUUGUUGUGUCGUAGGCAAUUCCCCAGUAAGGAUACCCUGAUGAAGCACAAGAACCUCUCAGACCUGCACAAGAAAAAUAUUGCAAUUCAGGAGAAGAUGAGGAAGUCUCAGAAGCAGCUUGCGUACCUGCAGCAGAGAGAGCAAGAGGAGAAUCAAUGCAUCCAGCGGAGGUUGCUGCAGGCCAAAAAAGAGCUGGAGAUGCUGGAGAGAGAGGAAGAGGGAGCCCAACAGGAGGCAGAUGAAGGCCUGGACCUCGAGGUCUGCACUUUUGAGAAAAGGAAAGCAAAGGGUGAAGAUACCAGAAGUGAACUUUUGGGUGACAAAAGUGAGAGGAAGCGUCUCAAGUCUUCAGGCAGUCCGAAGCCAGCAGGAGAAUCGUACCGGGAGAACAUGAAGCGGCUGAUCCUGGAGCGGUAUAAAGAGCUGGAAUAAGCCCCGCCCCCCACCCCCCUGCACCAUACAUCCAUGUAAUCCUCAAAAGGUGUCUGUUCUGUACAAUCCGUGUCGCUGCUAUCAUCUGUUUUUUAAUAAAAAAUGUUAAAGUUU
Molecule: messenger RNA, 4583 nt
Organism: Rana temporaria (common frog)
Lineage: Eukaryota; Metazoa; Chordata; Amphibia; Anura; Ranidae
Product: RNA-binding protein 6-like
Exons: 21
Coding region: 123-4469 (1448 amino acids)
Biological process (GO): mRNA splicing, via spliceosome
Cellular component (GO): nucleus
Molecular function (GO): RNA binding
Source: RefSeq, a predicted model, not a curated record